Molecule: messenger RNA, 2769 nt
Organism: Oncorhynchus masou masou (cherry salmon)
Lineage: Eukaryota; Metazoa; Chordata; Actinopteri; Salmoniformes; Salmonidae
Exons: 5
Coding region: 1-2769 (922 amino acids)
Source: RefSeq, a predicted model, not a curated record
AUGGGUAACGAUGCUUCGAGGGUGACUGUUGACGCAUUCAGAGCAUCCCUGGUUCGCGCCCAGGUCGGGGCGAGGGGACGGACCUCUCGGCGAGGAAUUGUCUACAUCUCCACACCCAGGAAACUGGACUGCCUCGGUACAGCCCCCAGUACAGCCCUCAGUACAGCCCUCCAGUACAUCCCCCAGUACAGCCCCCAGUACAGCCACCCAGUACAGCCCUCAGUACAGCCCUCCAGUACAUCCCCCAGUACAGUCCUCCAGUACAGCCCCCAGUACAUUCACCAGUACAGCCCCCAGUACAGCCCCCAGUACAGCCACCCAGUACAGCCCUCAGUACAGCCCUACAGUACAUCCCCCAGUAUAGCCCCCAGUACAUCCCCCAGUACAGCCCUCAGUACAGCCCUCCAGUACAGCCCCCAGUACAGCCCUCCAGUACAGCCCCCAGUACAGCCCUCCAGUACAGCCCCCAGUACAGCCCUCAGUACAGCCCUCCAGUACAGCCCCCAGUACAGCCCUCCAGUACAGCCCCCAGUACAGCCCUCCAGUACAGCCCCCAGUACAGCCCCCAGUACAGCCCUCCAGUACAGCCCUCAGUACAGCCCUCCAGUACAGCCCCCAGUACAGCCCCCAGUACAGCCCUCCAGUACAGCCCACCAGUACAGCCCUCCAGUACAGCCCCCAGUACAGCCCCCAGUACAGCCCUCCAGUACAGCCCCCAGUACAGCCCUCCAGUACAGCCCUCCAGUACAGCCCCCAGUACAGCCCUCCAGUACAGCCCUCCAGUACAGCCCCCAGUACAGCCCCCAGUACAGCCCCCAGUACAGCCCUCCAGUACAGCCCUCCAGUACAGCCCCCCAGUACAGCCCCCAGUACAGCCCUCAGUACAGCCCCCAGUACAGCCCUCCAGUACAGCCCUCCAGUACAGCCCCCAGUACAGCCCCCCAGUACAGCCACCCAGUACAGCCCUCAAUACAGCUCUCAGUACAGCUCUCAAUACAGCCUCCAGAACAGCCCUCCAGUACGGCCCUCCAAUACAGCCUUCAGUACAGCCCCCAGUUCUGCCCCCAAUACAGCCCCCAGUACAGCCCUCCAGUACGGCCCUCCAGUACAGCCCUCCAGUACAGCCCUCCAGUACAGCCCUCCAGUACAGCCCCCCAGUACAGCCCUCCAGUACAGCCCCCAGUACAGCCCCUCAGUACAGCCCCCAGUACAGCCCUCAGUACAGCCCCCAGUACAGCCCUCAGUACAGCCCCCAGUACAGCCCCCAGUCCCUCAGUACAGCCCCCAGUACAGCCCUCAGUACAGCCCCCAGUACAGCCCUCAGUACAGCCCCCCAGUACAGCCCCCAGUACAGCCCUCCAGUACAGCCCCCAGUACAGCCCCCAGUACAGCCCUCAGUACAGCCCUCCAGUACAGCCCUCCAGUACAGCCCUCCAGUACAGCCCUCAGUACAGCCCUCCAGUACAGCCCUCCAGUACAGCCCCCAGUACCAGUACAGCCCCCCAGUACAGCCCCCCAGUACAGCCCCCAGUACAGCCCUCAGUACAGCCCUCCAGUACAGCCCUCCAGUACAGCCCCCCAGUACAGCCCCCAGUACAGCCCCCCAGUACAGCCCCCAGUACAGCCCCCAGUACAGCCCUCCAGUACAGCCCCCAGUACAGCCCCCAGUACAGCCCCCAGUACAGCCCCCAGUACAGCCCCCAGUACAGCCCCCAGUACAGCCCCCAGUACAGCCCCCAGUACAGCCCUACAGCCCCCAGUACAGCCCCCCAGUACAGCCCCCAGUACAGCCCUCCCAGUACAGCCCCCAGUACAGCCCCCAGUACAGCCCCCAGUACAGCCCCCAGUACAGCCCCCAGUACAGCCCCCAGUACAGCCCCCAGUACAGCCCCCAGUACAGCCCCCAGUAGCCCCCAGUACAGCCCCCAGUACAGCCCCCAGUACAGCCCUCCAGUACAGCCCUGGAGUACAGCCCCCAGUACAGCCCCCAGUACAGCCCCCAGUACAGCCCCCAGUACAGCCCUGGAGUACAGCCCCCAGUACAGCCCCCAGUACAGCCCCCAGUACAGCCCCCAGUACAGCCCCCAGUACAGCCCCCAGUACAGCCCCCAGUACAGCCCCCAGUCCAGUACAGCCCCCAGUACAGCCCCCAGUACAGCCCCCAGUACAGCCCCCCAGUACAGCCCCCAGCCCCCAGUACAGCCCCCAGUACAGCCCCCAGUACAGCCCCCAGUACAGCCCCAGCCCUCCAGCCCCCAGUACAGCCCUCCAUACAGGCCUCCAGUACAGCCCCCCAGUACAGCCCUCCAGUACAGCCCCCAGUACAGCCCUCCAGUACAGCCCCCCAGUACAGCCCUCCAGUACAGCCCCCAGUACAGCCCUCCAGUACAGCCCUCCAGUACAGCCCUCCAGUACAGCCCUCCAAUACAGCCCCCCAGUACAGCCCCCAGUACAGCGCCCAGAGACCUGGCCGUGAUCAAGACAAAGGAGAUGAUUGUGGACUACAGGAAAAAGUGGACCGAUCACGCCCCGAUUCUCAUCGACGGGGCUGUAGUGGAGCAGGUUGACAGCUUCAACUGCACCAUCGAGAGCAUCCUGACCGGUUGCAUCACCGCCUGGUAUGGCAACUGCUCGGCCUCCGACACUACAGAGGGCCGUGCGUAUGGCCCAGUACAUCACUGGGGCCAAGCUGCCUGCCAUCCAGGACCUCUAUACCAGGCGGUGUCAGAGGAAGGCCCUAAAACUUGUCAAAGACUCCAGCCACCCUAG